Eupeodes corollae is the source of this 1478-nucleotide messenger RNA. RefSeq names its product 1-acyl-sn-glycerol-3-phosphate acyltransferase gamma-like. Gene Ontology annotation, molecular function: 1-acylglycerol-3-phosphate O-acyltransferase activity. The record is from RefSeq and is a predicted model, not a curated record. Lineage: Eukaryota; Metazoa; Arthropoda; Insecta; Diptera; Syrphidae. The coding region runs from base 274 to 1434 and encodes 386 amino acids. Gene Ontology annotation, cellular component: endomembrane system. The transcript is spliced from 5 exons.
UUACACCAAAUCCAUCGUUCUAUAUUUUCACAUGCUUAAGUGAAAUGAGAAGAGAAGAAGAAAAACUUGUGUUUUUGUGUUAAAAUAAAAUUUAAACAAAAAGUGCGUCCUACCGAAUUAGAAUCCUAAGUCAAAUUUAACUCUUCAAAUUCAUAAUUUACUAAAAAAUACUAUUAUAUAAAUACAAAAGAAAGUCCAAAAGGUUUACAACAAACUCACAAAACUACACUGCAUUCAGCGAUUUGAAUACCAAAUUAAGAAAAAAAACUCAAGAUGACGGUAUUUCGAGAAAUCACAAAAUCAAGACUGAUCCACCUGUGUAUAGCAAUGACAUUCUUUACAUCAGGACUUAUAAUCAACUUCAUACAACUUAUCUUGCAUUUUUGUUUAAAGCCAUUCAACACACAACUUUACAGAUCUCUGAUGUACUAUCUCUGCUUCUCGCUUUAUUCUCAACUUGUUUUUGUUGCUGAAUGGUGGGCAAAUAGUAGAAUAGAAGUAUGGAUAGAUGAGAAAGACAAGAAAUUUGCUGGAAAAGAACACGUUCUUCUGGUAAUGAACCACACAUACGAAAUUGAUUGGUUAGCCGGAUGGAUGUACGCUGACAAAUGCCAGGUUCUGGGAAAUUGUAAGGCUUACGCCAAGAAAGUCAUCUCCUAUAUACCAUGCAUUGGUUGGGCUUGGAAGUUUGCCGAGUUUGUUUUCCUUGAACGGUCCUAUGACAAGGAUAGGGAAAUUAUUUCACGUCAAUUGCAGGCCAUUAUGUCCUACCCACAUCCUGUAUGGCUACUACUUAAUGCCGAAGGGACCCGUUUUACCCCACAGAAACAUGAAGCAUCAGUUAAAUUUGCCGAGGAGCGGGGAUUGCCUGUUCUCAAACAUCAUUUGAUCCCACGCACUAAAGGCUUUACUGCCAGUUUAGCCAGUCUUCGCAACAAGUGCACAAUCUACGACAUUAAUGUUGCAUUUAAAAAGGACGACCCGGUUGCUCCAACUAUGUCUAACUUGUUGAAUGGCAAUGGAGUUAAAGCGUACAUGUUUGUUCGACGCAUUCCAUUAGAUCAGGUUCCAGAAGACGAAGCUAAGGCUGCAGAGUGGCUCCAAGAAACAUUCCGUGAGAAGGACAGGAUUCAGGAUAGUUUCCACACGACGGGAAGUUUCUUCAAAACUUCAGGCUUCAAAGAAACACAAAGCGAAGUUCAGCAACCACGAUUGCAAGUUCUAAUUAACUACAUCGCUUGGGCGACGUUCUCGAUAUCUACAAUUUUAUAUUACUUGGUAUCCUCGUUACUGUCACAAAAUUGGAUCGGGCUUUCAAUAGCUGUAGGCGUUUUAUUAACCUUCUACGUCCUGAUGUCGAAAGCAAUUGGUAUGUCGGAAAUAAGUAAAGCCUCAUCAUAUGGAGCUGAAAAUGGGAAGAAGAACACAAAUUAACUUUAAAAAAAAAUUAGAAAACAACCUGUUAUUGAAUUGUUCAA